UGCGGACCCACCGUAGAUGGGUGGAAAGGUGUAUAUAUGGGGCUGAGAUUUUUGGUUGAGGCAUCAUUGUACAUUUCACCAAGUAGUGAGUGGUCAACGUACCCCAGAUUUUAGCCAUGUUUCGUCUAUUGGUCCUUGCUUGCACAGUAUCACUAACCUUAGCACAAUAUCAACCACAAUAUCAACAAGCUCGAUACCAACAACUCCAAUAUCAACAACAACAACAGCCACAGUAUCAACAGCAACAACAACAGCCACAGUACCAACAAGUUCAAUACCAACCAGCAGUGCCCACUGCUGCUCAAUAUCCUGCUGGAGUGGACGCCCAAUCCUGUCCAAACUAUCCCGAUUGUGCUAAUCCUCUGUUGGCCUUACAAGCAGUAGCCAAAGCAUCCGAUCCACGUUAUCAAGCUGAAGUAAGUCCAAAGGCACCACAAGCUCUGCACCAACCUCAACAUGAAUAUUCUCCAGAAGUGCAACAGAAACUUGACCGUGGUGAAUACAUAGGCGAUGGUGACUAUCACGGUGAAGGACUAGAUGAAGCUCAAGCUCCAGAAACAGCAGUUCGUUCUGGAUACGCUCUACAACAGCAACAAGCAGGCCAGUACCCCGCUCAGCAAGCCGCCUCUCAAUACUCCGCCCAACCUGGAGCAGUUCAAUAUCAAGCGCAAAUUGCAGCAUCUCAAUACGCAGCUCAACCUGGAGCUGUUCAAUAUUCAACGGCUUCUCAAUAUGCAGCUCCAGCCGGAGCCGUUCAAUAUCCAGCACAAAUAGCAGCUUCUCAAUACGCAGCUCGGCCUGCAGGUGUUCAAUAUCCGGCUCAACGUGCGGCAUCUCAGUACGCAGCUCAACCUGGGGCUGUUCAAUAUCCGGCUCAACGUGCGGCAUCGCAGUACGCAGCUCAACAGCCCAGAUACAUAACAGCUCCUCAAGGCAGAUACUACCAGCCUCAAGCUCGUGCUUCUUUGUUCACUCCACAGUAUCAACCAGCUCCGGUGCACGAUAAUGCUUUGGCUUCCGCUUCUGAGCCUGAAAGUUCGGUGCAAUUGCCUGCCGGUAUCGAUGCUAGUUCUUGUCCGGAUUAUCCUUUUUGUCAAUCCUAAGAAUUUUUCUGAUUGUUAGAUAGAGAGUUUUAUAUUUAUU
Ceutorhynchus assimilis (cabbage seed weevil) is the source of this 1143-nucleotide messenger RNA. NCBI's taxonomy places the organism in Eukaryota, Metazoa, Arthropoda, Insecta, Coleoptera, Curculionidae. The record is from the annotation of a GenBank genome assembly.